GCUUAAAAUUAUGUAAAAUAAAUUUGUAGUAUUAAAUAGUGUAAUUUUAAUUUUUAAUACAAUAUAUUUCAAGUUUAUGUCAGUUUUUUAAUCUAUGCCAUUUUUAAAGUCCGUCGAAAGAUUCUAUAAUAUUCUGACUUUCCGACUCUCCGUAUUUAUUCAAUACCUGACCAUUUUAAUAAUUUUCAUUCUUUUUUCAAAAUAUUACUAUAUCUUUUCAUAUACCCCUUGAUGUACACUUUUCACACAUUAAUUCACGUUACCCAUCGUUUAGCAAUUUUAAAGUAUUUAAUCGAUGGAGGAAAUAAGUAAUGUAGCAAGAUUAGAGCGCUUGUUCCAUGAGCGAAAGUUGGAGGAACUUGAGAAGGACGGCAAGAUUCGUAAACCGCCUCCUCAGUUAAAUGAUUUCCACACUGAAACGCCCAUAAAGCCGAACAUUUUCGACUUUAUUCCUCCCGAAAUUCCACCCGAGUUUUUCGCAAUUGAUAUUGAUCAGACUUUUUACCACCCAGAUGAGAACAUUUUUAGUAAGAAUGUUCAGGCAUUUAAAAGGGUUAAGAGUUUAGGGUUCUCUCCUUUCUUCUGCACAGGGAGGCCUUUUUCUACUUUGAGAUAUUCAUUUGGAGAUGAGUUUUUUGAGGAUACGGGAUACUCCGGGUUUCCAGGAAUAUAUCUAAACGGGACGGUGAUCUACGACAGUGCCGGAAAACUAAUAAGCCUGACGUACUUCCCGGAAGUUUUUCUCAAUGAAAUCCUAGAGUUCGCAGUCUCGAACGGCGCAGAGGAACAGUUUCUGUUCUAUGACCCUAUGGGUCAUUACUCUCUGAAGGAAGUUGAUGAGAAGAUACUUUACAUGAUCAGAACCAUCAAAGUCCCGAACCCAACCAUCACAACUGUGGAAGAGUUGUCGAAGAAGAAAAUCAUUUCAAUCGUGACAUCGUCGAGGAAAGUUAGACUCGAGAAAUCAUUCCUAGGCGUGCACUACUCGGUGAGGAAUAUGGGAUUCUCAUACCUGAUGGAGUUCUGCCCCCUUGGAGUUACAAAGGCCGACGCGAUUGUGACGUUAAUGAAACAUGAGAAGACCAGACCAGAGUCCUGUGCAUUUAUAGGAGACGGCGAUAAUGAUGUGGAAAUCAUGGAACUCGUUGACAUGUCAUUUGCAGUUGCAAACUCGACGAACUUUGUAAAAAAACACGCAAAGUGGAUUCUCCACCUCAACUACUACGACGCAGCCUUUUCUUACGUGAUGAACCUUGUGUAUAAUAUUAAUUUGAUAUAAUCUUA
Molecule: messenger RNA, 1284 nt
Organism: Theileria parva strain Muguga
Lineage: Eukaryota; Apicomplexa; Aconoidasida; Piroplasmida; Theileriidae
Product: haloacid dehalogenase-like hydrolase family protein
Exons: 2
Coding region: 296-1279 (327 amino acids)
Cellular component (GO): cytosol
Molecular function (GO): magnesium ion binding; phosphatase activity
Source: RefSeq, a predicted model, not a curated record